Tarenaya hassleriana is the source of this 1921-nucleotide messenger RNA. RefSeq names its product proline--tRNA ligase, cytoplasmic. Bases 184 to 1725 code for a protein of 513 amino acids. Gene Ontology annotation, biological process: prolyl-tRNA aminoacylation. The transcript has 12 exons. Gene Ontology annotation, molecular function: ATP binding; proline-tRNA ligase activity. The record is from RefSeq and is a predicted model, not a curated record. Lineage: Eukaryota; Viridiplantae; Streptophyta; Magnoliopsida; Brassicales; Cleomaceae. Gene Ontology annotation, cellular component: cytoplasm; aminoacyl-tRNA synthetase multienzyme complex.
GGUGCGAGCUCCGUUACAUGGUCGGGAGUUUAAUCCCUCUCUCAUUUUCGUUCUCCCCUCUUGUUAUCUUUCGUUGCCGCUUUUGUCUCCGCCAUUUUCUCUGUCUUCUUCGUCUUCGCGGCGGAGAUCAAACGAGGAAUCGAAUCCAAAGUCUCUUUGCUGGGUGGUUAGAUAUAAGCUGAUAUGGCGGGUCCCGAGGGAAAGAAGAAGGAAGGGAAGAAGGCAGCUGGUGCUGGUGGAAAGAAGAAGGAAGUGAAAAAGGAAACUGGUCUCGGUCUCUCCUACAAGAAAGAUGAGAAUUUUGGAGAAUGGUAUUCUGAGGUUUGUGUCCAUGGGGAGAUGAUCGAAUACUAUGAUAUCUCUGGAUGUUAUAUCCUUCGUCCCUGGGCCAUGGCAAUUUGGGAGAUUAUGCAAACUUUCUUUGAUGCGGAAAUCAAGAAGAUGAAGGUCAAGAACUGCUACUUCCCUCUGUUUGUAUCACCUGGUGUCCUCGAGAAGGAGAAGGACCAUAUAGAGGGAUUUGCUCCUGAGGUUGCUUGGGUUACAAAAUCAGGCAAAUCUGAACUGGAAGUUCCAAUUGCUAUCCGCCCAACUAGUGAGACUGUGAUGUAUCCAUACUACUCCAAGUGGAUACGAGGACACCGUGACUUGCCUUUGAGGCUUAACCAAUGGUGCAAUGUUGUCAGAUGGGAGUUCAGCAAUCCCACUCCAUUUAUCAGGAGCCGUGAGUUCCUCUGGCAGGAAGGGCACACUGCUUUCGCCACUAAAGAAGAGGCUGAUGAAGAGGUUCUUCAAAUAUUGGAACUUUACCGUCGCAUUUAUGAAGAAUUCCUAGCAAUCCCAGUCGUAAAAGGUAUGAAGAGUGAAAACGAGAAGUUUGCUGGUGGACUCUACACCACAAGUGUAGAGGCUUUCAUUCCUAACACGGGCCGUGGUGUACAAGGUGCAACAUCGCAUUGUUUGGGCCAAAACUUUGCGAAGAUGUUCGAUAUUAACUUUGAAAACGAGAAAGGAGAGAAAGGGAUGGUGUGGCAAAAUUCUUGGGCAUACAGUACUAGAACGAUUGGAGUUCUAAUCAUGACCCAUGGAGAUGACAAAGGCUUGGUGCUCCCUCCCAAAGUUGCAUCUGUUCAAGUUGUUGUGAUCCCUGUGCCUUACAAAGAUGCCGAUACCAAGGGAAUAUUCGAUGCAUGUGCUGCCACUGUAUCUGCCUUGUCGGAAGCAGGUAUUUCUGCUGAAGCAGAUUUUAGAGACAACUACUCACCUGGCUGGAAGUACUCUCACUGGGAAAUGAAGGGUGUUCCAUUAAGAAUUGAAAUUGGACCCAAAGAUUUGGCCAACAACCAGGUCAGGACAGUGAGGCGAGACAAUGGGGUGAAGACAGAUAUCUCGAGAGACAGCUUAGUCGAACAAGUUAAGGAGAUCCUUGACAAGAUACAGCAGAACCUGUACGAGGUGGCGAAGCAAAAGAAGGAUGCCUGUGUUCAAGUGGCCAAAACUUGGGACGAAUUUGUGGAAGCGCUCGGCCAAAAGAAAUUGAUCUUAGCUCCAUGGUGUGAUGAAGAAGAAGUGGAGAGGGAUGUGAAGGCACGGACCAAAGGUGAAAUGGGAGCAGCUAAGUCACUCUGCUCCCCAUUCGACCAGCCUGAACUCCCCGAAGGCACCCUUUGCUUUGCCUCGGGGAAACCAGCCAAGAAGUGGACCUACUGGGGAAGGAGUUACUAAAUUUUCAAUGUCACGUCGCUGCGUUUUUUUUCUGUCUGCUGAUAAAAUCCUGUUGCUGUCUGCUGAAAUGUCAUAAACGACCGGAAAUUUCUUAUUUUGCGGCUUAAAAGGCGCUUCUAUUUAUUCAGUUUUGAGCGAAACCGUUGAUUGAUGUGAUUUUGUAACCCUCCUGCCCUUUUUUAUUUGGCGUGCGUAA